This is a messenger RNA of Tilletiopsis washingtonensis, 1460 nucleotides long. RefSeq lists its product as hypothetical. The coding region runs from base 176 to 1312 and encodes 378 amino acids. The record is from RefSeq and is a predicted model, not a curated record. NCBI's taxonomy places the organism in Eukaryota, Fungi, Basidiomycota, Exobasidiomycetes, Entylomatales. The transcript has 2 exons.
CACCACCACCACCUCCCACCCGUGCAUCUCGCCGCUCCGCCCCACGCACUGCAUUCUCGCCGCCCAGCAGCUCUGCCGCCGCCAGCCAGACGCCCACCGCCGUGCGCCCACAGCGCUGCCCUGCGGCUGCGUCUGCCGCGAGCCGCUGAGCCUCCACUUGGAGGCAGCAGCAAGCAUGGCGGAGCGCUACGGCGGCGCGUACGACGGGCCACGCCACUCUAGCUACGGGGAGGGCAGCGACGCAAGAGAGUACGGCUACGGCAGAGAGCGCGCCUUUGACAGCGGACGCGGCUACGACAGGGGCUACGGCGCCCAGCACUACGCAGACGAGCGGGCUCGCGAUCCGCGCAAGCUCGUCGCGUACGAAGACGACCGUGCGGGCGACCACUACCGGCCGGAGCAUCGGCACGCCUCGUCUCGCUAUGAGCGAGCCGACGAUGCACGCGACGCUGUCGGCUCUGUCCGGCAUCCGUCUGAUCGCUACGGUCACGACUACUACGCGACGUCCUGGCAGUACGAGCGGCGCGACGAGGAGCGCUACUCUGCUUGGCGCGGCGGGCAGGGCCGCAGCCAGGCAGAGGAGCACGACGGCGCAGCGUUCCGGCCCGAGUCGUCGAGGGCGCAGCACUACCGCCCGCAUGAGCAUGACUGGCAGCAUGCAGAAGCUGUGCGGGAGCCGGCCUCCGGACGAGCGCAGGCGCGCCCGCGGGCGGGCGCCCAGAUGCGCCUGGUGGCGCUCGCCUCCGAUGUGCUGCCUCAUGGACAGCGCAUCGCCAUUGUCGACUCAAGAGACGAAGGUGUCAGCAUCGGGCGCGAUCGAGCAUUCUCAGCCCGCAUCAGACUGCCCGGUAGGAGCCGCCGGCCCGUGCUGCCGACUGCCACUGACGCGCCAGCUGCUACCCAGCGAUGUCUGUGUCGAAGCACCAUGCUAAUCUGUUCUUUCUCGGCGACAACGGUGACAGCGAUGACGCAGCGUGGGGCGUCACCGACGCGGGCUCGGUCCACGGCACCUUCCAUCUCGCCGCAGCGUCCGCACCCGAUGCCGACACCGCGGCCAAGAUCUCUUCGAAGCGUUUCACGCGCCUGUCGGACCCCAAGAAGGCGAGCGCACCGAAGCAGCUUGCACAUGGCGACUGGCUGCGCUGCGGCGCCACCACGUUCGAGGUGCACAUCCACGGCGGCGCCGGCGCGCUGGCGUGCGAGCGAUGCGCACUGGCUGCAGACGGCUCAAACGAGAUCAUCCUCUCGGCGGAAGCAGAGUCCGGGCACGCUGCUACUGCUUCCCGUCCCGCGGCAGCAGCGGCAAGCGUGAGCCUGCCUGGCGGCACAGCGAGCAUGUCCCAAGCUCCGACAGUGGCAGGCGCUGCGAAACCUCGGGCGCAGAUUGACCGCAAGAUCGAGACGGAAGCGGUGCGGCGUGCGCGCAUGCGCGAGAUGCGCGAGAUCUACCUCGGCGGCGG